Messenger RNA from Marchantia polymorpha subsp. ruderalis, 1192 nucleotides. NCBI's taxonomy places the organism in Eukaryota, Viridiplantae, Streptophyta, Marchantiopsida, Marchantiales, Marchantiaceae. The record is from the annotation of a GenBank genome assembly.
UGAUUAUUGCGCUGAUGCAGUGUUUCGUCCUCUUGCGCGACCGCGGAUUCGUCGGCCAGGUUCUCAUCCCGUAGGCCCGCUCGUUCGCUCGCUCGAUCCAGGGACUGGGACUGUCUUCGUUGGCGUCGUGCUCGUGCAUAACGACCGGGAGCUGGGGUGGAAGAAGGGAGAGAUUUUCGGGUAGCAGAGGCCGAGUGAGUCGAUUCGGUGGAGGAAGAGGUUUUGUGACUAGCUGCGAGAGGCAAGAUGAUGGCGACCUCCUUCCACAGCCUGGUUUGCGCACAGAGCGUUCCUUGCGUCGGGGGAAUUGGCGUGGGUGCGUUCUCAUCGAUUCGAAGCGAGUCUGCUUCUUCUCCUUCUUCUUCAGUGUUCGGCGUCUCUGGACCUCUUUUCACUCCAAUUGUGUCUUCCAGGGGAAAGUGUAAUUUGCCGCGGUUUCUGUCAAAGAAGUCCGAGAGGUCUUUUGCCUGCUCGGCGAGCACGUUAGUCGACGAUGCGCCGACGAAAGCAGCGGUGAAAGAAGCACCCGUGCUACCCUUCAGAAUAGGUCACGGAUUCGAUUUGCAUCGGCUGGAACCCAACCUUCCUUUAAUCAUCGGAGGUGUGAACAUUCCUCACGACAGGGGCUGUGAAGCCCAUUCCGAUGGAGAUGUACUAUACCAUUGCGUAGUGGAUGCAAUUCUGGGAGCUCUGGGUCUUCCCGACAUUGGACAAAUCUUCCCGGACAACGACCCGAAGUGGAAGGGGUGCACGUCCGAUGUAUUCAUGAAAGAAGCGGUGAGGCGGAUGCACGAAGCCGGAUAUGUAGUGGGGAACUUGGACGCCACUUUAAUUCUGCAAAGACCGAAGCUCAGCCCUCACAAAGAGGCCAUUCGAGCUAACCUGUGCGAGCUCUUGCAAGCCGACCCCACGGUCGUGAAUCUAAAAGCCAAAACCCACGAGAAAGUGGACAGCCUGGGCGAAAAUCGAAGCAUUGCAGCCCACACCGUGGUUCUCUUAAUGCGCAAAUGACUCACAUGAGUCUGCAUGUAUUUCUUCGCCUAUUUCAGAGACGCACACGUUCUGACUCUUCGUUCAGUACGUUCCGUAGUGUACAAUAAACUGAUUAGACACCUCAUUAAGUUGCAGUGUCAAUUGUAUUUUGCUCCCAUAAUCAUAAUCCGAUCUCUACGUCGUUUGGAUGAAUUUCCCG